GGCGUCGCAGGGAUGGAGGCAGGACUCCAGGAUUUUGGGGAUAUGGGCACUUGAGGGUGACUUGACCCAGGACCCCUGGGUGGCAGGGAUGCCCGGGAAUCCCAGGGAUGCCUGGCAGCAGGAGUUCCGGGUCUCAGCGGGGCUCUGGGCUCUGGUGGGGAUGAUAGGACACGUCACUGCCCAGGGAGUAGUAAUCACGGGGUGCAGAAAGGAUAAUGGUACCCUCAGAAGGUCUGUGACAGAGGCGGCCGGCUGCUGGGCUCCGGGGUGUCUGUGGGGCCCUGGCGGUGACACCCUACUCUGUCCUUCCCCAGAGCUGCUCUGUCCAGACCAUGGACCCCGAGGUGUCCCUGUUGCUGCAGUGCCCCCGGGGUGGGCUGCCUGAGGAGCAGGUGCAGGUCGAGCUGAGCCCAGCCCACGACCGUCGCCCACUGCCAGGCGGAGACAAGGUCAUCGCUACUGUCUGGGAGAACCGGCUACAGGCCCAGCCUUGGCUCUUUGAUGCCCCCAAGUUCCGCCUGCACUCGGCCACCCUAGCACCCGCUGGCUCUCCGGGGCCACAGCUGCUCCUGCAUCUGGGCCUCACUUCCUACCGAGACUUCCUGGGCACCAACUGGGCCAGCUCAGCUGCCUGGCUGCGACAGCAGGGGGCUGCCGACUGGGGUGACAGGCAGGCCUACCUGGCCGACCCUUUGGGGGUGGGUGCUGCAUUGGCCACCGCCGAUGAUUUCCUUGUCUUCCUGCGACGCUCUUGGCAGGUGGCCGAGGCUCCUGGGCUGGUGGACGUGCCUGGCGGGCACCCUGAGCCUCAGGCUCUGUGCCCUGGUGACAACCCCCGGCACGAGGACCUCCCUGGGGAGCUAGUGGUGCAUGAGCUCUUCUCCAGUAUCCUUCAGGAGAUCUGUGAUGAGGUGAACCUGCCGCUGCUCACCCUGAGCCAGCCCCUGCUGCUGGGCAUCGCCUGCAACGAGACCAGCGCCGGCCGUGCCAGUGCCGAGUUCUAUGUGCAGUGUAGCCUGACUUCUGAGCAGGUGAGGAAGCACUACCUGAGUGGGGGACCCGAGGCCCACGAGUCCACAGGAAUCAUCUUUGUGGAAACACAGAGUGUGCGGAGGCUGCAGAAGGCCGAGAUCUGGGCCGAGCUCUGCCCCUCAGCGAAAGGCGCCGUCCUCCUCUACAGCCGGGUCCAGGGCAGUGCCCUUGGGUCCGCAGCCCUAUAACCACAGCCCUGAAGACAAUAAAGGACUUUAUUCUUGGAUUCUGUUGGGGUCUGCUGUUUCUGGGAGACCCUUGGGUGGGUGAGGGAGACAGGACAAAUGACUUGAAAGAAAAUCAAAAAACAAAACAGGCAGUCUCUGUCCCCGUCUGCAAACGGAUUGAGGGCAGUGUCCUCCUUGUCAGCCUCCGCGCCAUGGGGUGAGAGGCUGCUCUGUGAAACGUGCCGAGCAGACUAACAGCCACUUCCGCGGAACAGGGCGAUGGUAGCUGUCGGAAAGCCUCAC
Trichechus manatus latirostris (Florida manatee) is the source of this 1502-nucleotide messenger RNA. It is a transcript of the gene NUDT22, whose product is annotated as nudix hydrolase 22. Gene Ontology annotation, molecular function: GDP-mannose hydrolase activity. The transcript has 5 exons. NCBI's taxonomy places the organism in Eukaryota, Metazoa, Chordata, Mammalia, Sirenia, Trichechidae. The coding region runs from base 333 to 1220 and encodes 295 amino acids. The record is from RefSeq and is a predicted model, not a curated record.